GUCAAAGUAAAGUUCUGCACCUCUUUAUCACCAUACCCACAACAAAUCGAGCCUAAAUCUGCUCUGCCUUUAGCCUGUCACUCCACGCUGGACUGCCUGACAGCAUUUCAAGAUGUUCUUGAUGCAAAGGCGCACGCCUGCAACCAUGACUGUCUGGGUGUGCCGCGGUCAGGAGAGUCCGCUAUCUUUCAUGCUGAGUGAAUGGGGCGACCCUCUAUGUCAGGACCUUCGUGAUUAACCUUGUGGAUGCCUGAUGAUCAGGAAUCCCUACCUGAUCAAUGAAUCAGGCAAGCGUCCUAUCGGGUACAAAGAACCUCCAGAGAUCACACUAAUCUCUAGACAGCGCUGCUUCUAUCGGCAAAGUCGGGGUGGAGAACACCUUGAUCCUACCGAUAGCUAUCGACUGAUCGGCAAGUGCAACAAAUGCUACCCCAUAUCACUGGACCGACCCUGGCUCAGAGGACUUUCACUGCGGGUGUUCGCUAGAGUCCAUAAGUAGCACGGAGCUGCACCAGCUCACCUUUACUUCAACGUUAUCUCUUUCUCGCAAACUCCAUCGCAUGCGCUGACGAUAUGACGCUUCAACAUCUGGAUAGAGUUCUGCUACUUUGCAGCCUUCUCCUUGGUAUUGUGUCAGCACGUCGUGAUGUCGCUCACCGGAGAGGCUUCACGCCGCAGGCAAUGGAAGAAAUGCGAGCUCGCUCUCUGCUAGGCCGUGAGACUGCGGCGGCAUCGGAGCGACUGUACUACACCAACAAGACCAAGAAAUACUUCGUGGAAUCAUUGCCUGAGGUCCCACAAAGCUUUAUGACUGAAAUGUAUAGCGGGGUCAUUCCCCUGAACAUGUCCGAUGACAGUCGUGGUAUGUUCUUUGUUUACCAGCCUCGCGUUGGCCCGCCGGUCAAGGAGGUCACCAUUUGGUUCAACGGAGGGCCCGGAUGCAGCUCGCUUGAAGCCUUUCUGCAGGAAAAUGGCCGCAUUCAAUGGGCUUGGGGACAGUAUUCCCCGACCAUCAACCCAUAUUCCUGGGUCAACUUGACAAACAUGCUCUGGGUCGAGUAUCCCAUUGGUGUGGGGUUCUCACCUGGCGAUGCAACCGCCACGGACGAAGAAGGACCCGCACUUGAAUUUGUGGAGUUCUUCAGAAACUUCCAAACAAUCUUUAACAUCAGCAACUACUCGAUCUAUGUGACCGGCGAAUCGUACGCGGGGCGCUACGUACCCUAUGUAGCAAACGCCAUGCUCGACCAGAACGACACCACACAUUUCAAUGUCUCUGGCGCACUUGUGUAUGAUCCUUGUAUCGGCUCCUGGCCCACAGCCAAUGCGUUAUCCGUAUACCCUUGGAUCCAGCAGAACAACAACAUCAUGGGCUUCAAUCAGUCGUAUGUCUCGAAGCUGGCAGACAUGGACCAAAAAUGUGGUUAUUCCCAGUACCGCAAGAAUUUCAUGCACUUCCCGCCCAACGGUACUCAACCACCAACGUACUUGAACACUACCGCGGAUCCAGGCUGUGAUCUCUGGGAUAGCGUGUACGAUACCGCAUACUCUGUCAAUCCUUGCUUCAACGUUUACGAGCCGAACCUGCAGUGUCCGCUCCUGUCUGAUCCCCUCGGUUUCCCUUCGGAUCUAAUCUACUCAUAUCCUGGACUGCCGCCUUAUUUCAAUCGCACAGACGUCAAGAAGGCGAUGCACGCUCCAUUGACGACUGACUGGGAACUAUGCACGGGGCCGGUGUUCGUCGCUGAAGAUAAUGGUCCAGAAGACGAGAAUGAUCUGAGUGCAGACCCAAUCCAGAUGGUGCUGCCUCGCGUUAUUGAGGCAACGAAUCGUGUUCUCGUGUAUGUUCCCUAUGUGCAUCGCUUAAAAAAAAUCAGAUCUGAGCUAACACCUACCGUUAGGUCUAAUGGCGACCUUGACCUUGAAAUCUUGACCAACGGUACACUUCUUGCGAUCCAGAAUAUGACAUGGAAUGGCAAGCUGGGUUUCCAGUCCGCGCCUUCUAAGCCGAUCUCGAUCAGGAUACCAGAUGUCCAGUACCAAGAGGUAUUCGUGUCAAGCGGGUUCGGUGGCCUGGAUGGACCGACUCAAGGCAUCAUGGGCAUUCAGCACUACGAGCGAGGACUCAUGUGGGCGGAGACGUAUCUGAGUGGACACAUGCAGCCACAAUUCCAGCCCCGGAGCUCGUAUCGGCAUUUGCAGUGGCUACUGGGCAGGAUCGAUGCGCUCUAAGCUGGGAUGUAGCAGCAGGAAUGGUCACGAAAAGCAUGAACACGAAAUACUCUUUUCCUGAUAAAGCCAGUACAUACUUAGCACACAAUCGCAUCAAGAGUGUACAGGAAACCAUCCGAGUCUCCUGCUCCGUUCCUCG
This is a messenger RNA of Exophiala xenobiotica, 2371 nucleotides long. RefSeq lists its product as uncharacterized. NCBI's taxonomy places the organism in Eukaryota, Fungi, Ascomycota, Eurotiomycetes, Chaetothyriales, Herpotrichiellaceae. Gene Ontology annotation, biological process: proteolysis. The record is from RefSeq and is a predicted model, not a curated record. Bases 574 to 2232 code for a protein of 552 amino acids. The transcript has 4 exons. Gene Ontology annotation, molecular function: serine-type carboxypeptidase activity.